AUGGAUAACAUUUUUAGUGGCACAAGUGGUCGCGUUGGCGAAUCUGGAGAAAUCUUUGGGGCAGAUCAAUGGCCUUUUGGUUAUUCUGCUGCUUUGCAAUCUUUGGAUGUUCCUCCAAACCCCCAGAGGGCCGCAAAGAAGAAAAACGUGUCCAGGAGAGGAACUGCAUUCACCAAAGAGGACUUGGUGGUGUGUUCGGCAUUUCUGAAUAUUAGCAAAGACCCUAUUACUGGUACGAAUCAGACUUCAGGUGGUUAUUACAAGAGGAUGCAUGAUUAUUUCAAUGAGCAUAAGCCUGAAGGGUCCAACCGUAGCCAGAUUGCAAUUCAGCAUAGGUGGGCAUUGAUUCAGAAAGCGAUGAACAAGUUCUGUGGGCACAAAGAAGCUAUUGAUAGGCUGAAUGAGAGCGGAAAAAAUGAGCAGGAUCGGAUUGAUGAUGCUGUACAAAUGUACGAGAGGACAGAACCUUUUACCAUCAUGCAUUCUUUGAAAAAACUUAGCAAUGAGGCCAAAUGGAACAAUAAGUUUCUUGAGCUAAACAAGCAGACAUCACCGGAUGGAAUGUCAUCUCCAACUCAAAGCCAUAGUGUGGCUGGCCAUGCAGAAUCUGGGAAUGAGAAUAUAGACACAUCAUGUCUUGAGGGUAGGGAUAGUGCGAAGAGGCGUAGAUCAAAGAGCUUCACAGAGACAUCGUCAUCUAGUACAGCUGUUGAAGUCCUCCAGCGGUUGCAGGAGAAAUCAGAGAAGACCGAACAGAAGCAAGAUCAGCAAAUGACUGAAAUCCUUAGUAGGAAGGAUGAAAAAAUUAGAAUUCAAAAGGAUCUUUUCAACCUUCAGAAGAAGCAUAUGAAGAUGAGUGUACAACAGAAAAAGAAGGAAAAUGCGAUUAGAGAGGAGUCAGAGGCUCACCUGAUAUCAGCUGAGUCUAGUAUUAUGUCAGUUGACAUUGAGAAGGUCCCCCUUUAUCUGAAAAACUAUUAUCCGGGCAUGCAGCGGCAAAUCAUGGAGCGCAGAGGAUUCAUCAGCCCCUCGAACAAUGAAGACUAA
This is a messenger RNA of Miscanthus lutarioriparius, 1047 nucleotides long. Lineage: Eukaryota; Viridiplantae; Streptophyta; Magnoliopsida; Poales; Poaceae. The record is from the annotation of a GenBank genome assembly.